Messenger RNA from Thlaspi arvense, 723 nucleotides. NCBI's taxonomy places the organism in Eukaryota, Viridiplantae, Streptophyta, Magnoliopsida, Brassicales, Brassicaceae. The record is from the annotation of a GenBank genome assembly.
AUGGCUGCCGAGUCCUCUAACCCUCGCACCGUCGAAGAGAUCUUCAAGGAUUUUAGCGGCCGUCGCUCUGGUUUUCUUAAAGCUCUCUCCGUAGAUGUCGACAAGUUCUACUCUUUAUGCGAUCCGGAAAUGGAGAAUCUGUGUUUGUACGGACACCCGAAUGGGACAUGGGAAGUGAAUCUUCCAGCGGAGGAAGUGCCGCCUGAGCUGCCGGAGCCGGCGCUUGGAAUCAAUUUCGCAAGAGAUGGCAUGCAGCGUAAAGAUUGGCUCUCCUUAGUUGCUGUCCACAGUGAUUGCUGGCUGCUCUCUGUUUCUUCCUACUUUGGCGCUCGCCUUAAUCGCAAUGAGAGGAAACGCCUAUUCAGUCUGAUCAACGAUCUCCCAACUCUCUUUGAGGUGGUGACUGGAAGGAAGCCCAUCAAAGAUAAACCAAGCAUGGAUCUCGGAAGCAAAUCCAAAAACGGCGUAAAGAGAUCCAUUGAAGGGCAGACGAAGAGCACACCGAAAUUGAUGGAAGAGAGCUAUGAAGACGAAGAAGACGAGCAUGGAGACACGCUCUGUGGAAGCUGUGGAGGCAACUACACAAACGACGAGUUCUGGAUUUGCUGCGAUGUGUGUGAACGUUGGUACCAUGGGAAGUGUGUGAAGAUAACACCGGCCAAAGCAGAGAGCAUCAAACAGUACAAAUGCCCUUCUUGCUGCACUAAGAAAGGAAGACCGUGA